Rubroshorea leprosula is the source of this 2973-nucleotide messenger RNA. The record is from the annotation of a GenBank genome assembly. NCBI's taxonomy places the organism in Eukaryota, Viridiplantae, Streptophyta, Magnoliopsida, Malvales, Dipterocarpaceae.
CUCUUCCUCUUCCUCCCGACCCUCUGCAACCCGACGAGCUCCCCAGCUACCGCCACCCAUUUCCGGCCGGGAACGCGGGUAAAACUUGGAGAUUUCUCCUCCUUUUCUUGUUCUAGAACACCUAUUAAGCCCAAAAUUUUCCAGAUUUGGUCUGCUCUUCCUCCCCUGUCCACGAGCUGUAGCUUGUGGUGUGAAUCUCUGUGCUAUUUUCGUUCUCUGCGAAUCCCGCCCCUGCCAUACCCGCCAGAUUUGGUUCUGCUUGCUAGAAAAUUUCGGUAUUUGAUUAUUCUGCACCCUCGCACUUGGGAUUAGUGUUCUGGUUGGUGCGAUUUGAGUCAUGAUUACUGACGCCCGCUAGUGGGAGUUUGCAAACACUAGCACAUGUCGACAUGUAUUUCUGUAGAACCGGUUCAUCCUGUCAAUGGGGUUAAACAUUGGUUAUUACUGACGCCUACCAAUGGGAGUUUGUUAAACACUGGUACCAUUACUGCCGCUUGCCAGUGGGAGUUUGUUAAACACUGGCCAUGACUUAUAGAUGAGACUACUAAUGAGUUUUAUUAUGCAUGAAUGGUUUAUCAUUGAAAGUUCUAUUAUGCUUACAUGAUUUAUCUGGCAUGCUUAAAAUUUUUUAUCAAGGGCUAUCCAUAUUUUACUUACUGAGAUAUUUUAUCUCACCUAGUUUUUCCUUGUCCACCAUUUCAGGUAGUGAUACCCGACACAUGGGGAGCCGGGGGAGUAACAAGCUAGACGGCUAGAUGGCUCCGAAACGACGUGGGUGCCCGAGGGCUGGCCGUAAGGACUCGGGCACUCCUCCGAUCCUAGCUGCCAAUCCCCCUACCCAAGCUGCUCCUCAGGAGGGAGGGACGAGCAACCCUCAAAUGGCCACUUUCUUUCAGGAAUUUAUGGCGGAGAUUAGACGCCAAGUGUCUCCUGCCACAAGUGUGCCACCUCCAUCCCCAGUGAUUCCCACCUCGGCGGCCCUUGCUCCUAUUUCUCCUAUUCCUAUCUCUUCUGCUCCGGCUGUACCUAGCUGGAAGAUUUAUACCGAAUUCCAAAAGGUGGUGACUAGGAGAUUUGAUGGUACAGCGGGUUUUGAGCAACUAAUACUUACAGGUGAUGCAUUAACUUGGUGGGAGACUUAUUUGAAGCUACACCAAGGAGAGCCUGAGUUGAGCACCUGGGAUGGGUUUAAAAGGGUGUUCAUGCAAGAGUUUAUACCCGACAGCAAAAGGCCGGAACUGCAAAGAGAAUUUGCAGAUCUAAAACAAGGGUCAUGUACUGUUGAGCAGUACAAGAAGGAGUUUGACCGCUAUCUGCCUUUUGUGGGUGGUCAAGUCGAGGAUGAGCAAUCCAAAGCUGAUAGAUUUUUAUGGGGCUUGAAUCCUGACAUUUACCUGGCGGUGAAUCAAUUCAAACCUGCCACUUAUAGAGAGGCAGCAGACAGAGCCAUAGAUCAGGAGAAGGCUAUGGUUAGAGUCAAGACACAGGACUCGCAAAAAGUUGGGUCAUCUUUUAAGAAGAGAAAAUUUGAUGAGAGUUGUAGACCCUCAAUCUCUGCACCACCUAAGUUUGAUACCAGCGAGGCUUCUAAAGAGCUAAGGGUUGCCAAGACCGUGGGUCAAGCAUCAGCAGCCCAACGUACUUAACCUGCCCCACCUAUUUGCCACACUUGUGGAAGAGUGAGCCACAUUCACGACCAGUGUCGCAUUUUUACUGGGGCUUGCUUCAAAUGUGGCAAGCAGGGACAUCAGGUUGCAAAUUGCCUGCAGUCAGACCCCAGAGCUCAAAGUACUCAAACUGCAUCUCCGCAAGGUUCUAUGAAUCAGGAGGUGCAGAAGCAGAAUGUCGGGGUUAAGACAAGAGCCCAGCAGGCGAGAGUUCAUGUGAUGACUCACCAGGAAGCUGUGGCUACCGAUGUAAUCACGGGUACUUGCCUGCUAAUUCUGAUUAUGCACAUGUUUUAUUUGAUUUAGGUGCAUCACACUUUUUAUUGCUUGAUCGUAUGCUUUGAAACGAGCUUUACCUGUUGAUAAUUCUAAUUUUGAACUGCAUGUGAACACCCCUUUAGGAGGGCUGAUGACUACUAGAGAUGUGUGUAGGACGGUAGAUAUUAUAUUGAUGGUAGAUAAUUGAGUGCUAGCUUGUUUGUUUUAGAUACCUCAAAUUUUGACAUCAUUCUGGGGAAAAAUUGAGUCCGAGAUUUGAGUUUUGGGGACAAAACUCCUUUUUAGGAGGGGUGGAUGUAAUAUCCCCAAAUUUUCUAAGAUAUUUAAAGGUGAGUCAUGGACUUAAUUGUGAGAGAAUAAUGUUGUUGGCCUUAAUAAUAGAAACUUUCAAAGUUCAGGGACUUAGAAGAAAGGAAAUAGGAUAAGGAUUGACUGAUUUCUUUUCCUCUUUUCUUCUUCCCACGCGUGUCCUGCUCUUCCUCUUCCUCCCGACCCUCUGCAACCCGACGAGCUCCCCAGCUACAGCCACCCAUUUCCGGCCGGGAACGCGGGUAAAACUUGGAGAUUUCUCCUCCUUUUCUUGUUCUAGAACACCUAUUAAGCCCAGAAUUUUCUAGAUUUGGUCUGCUCUUCCUCCCCUGUCCGCGAGCUACAGCUUGUGGUGUGAAUCUCUGCACUUUUUCCGUUCUCUGCGAAUCCCGCCCCUGCCAUACCCGCCAGAUCUGGUUCUGCUUGCUAGAAAAUUUCGGUACUUGAUUAUUCUGCACCCUAGCAGUUGGGAUUAGUGUUCUGGUUGGUGCGAUUUGAGGUAGUGAUACUCGACACAUGGGGAGUCGGGGGAAUGACGAGCUAGACGGCUAGGCAUUGUUUUAGACUUAGAUCUUUUGGAGUUAAGCCGCUAGUCUAACAUGGUUGACCUAAAUAACCAAUUUUGUGUACAAAGCUUCCUUGGUUAUAGCCAUGACCAUUUAUAAACUUUUGUAUAUCUGGAAUAGUAAAUUUUUGGUAAUUAAAAGUUAGAUUUUAC